Molecule: messenger RNA, 1731 nt
Organism: Phoenix dactylifera (date palm)
Lineage: Eukaryota; Viridiplantae; Streptophyta; Magnoliopsida; Arecales; Arecaceae
Product: putative transcription factor KAN2
Biological process (GO): regulation of DNA-templated transcription; abaxial cell fate specification
Cellular component (GO): nucleus
Molecular function (GO): transcription cis-regulatory region binding
Source: RefSeq, a predicted model, not a curated record
GUAACAAAACCCAUGACUCCAAGAAAACACAAAUUCUAUACAUCUUACCCAUCUCAAGAGCAGAACCCCUCUCAUUCCAAACACACCCACAUCCGAAAAAAAUAUAUUCUUCUCGUACAUGAGAGAGACUGAUAGAAGCAAGAGAGGAGAAGAAGAAGAGCUCAAUUAGAACGAGAAAGAGAGCCAGAAGAUAAAAGAGGAGAUCCAGAUCUUGAGUGUUCUUUGUGAGCAAAUGGAGCUGUUCCAAGCACAGCCAGACCUAUCACUCCAGAUUAGCCCACCAAAUAGCACUCCCACACCGAGUUGGAGGAAGGCAGAUGAGAACCUGGACUUAGGGUUUUGGCGAAGAGCCAUGGACUCCAACGCCACCUCCACCACUACCAGGAAUCUCCACAGCAUCACCAACCAAUCUACUGCAGAGCCCGAUAAGGCUGCCUCCGAGCUCUCCUUAGCCCACCCAAGUGCCACAGACUCCACCACCAUGAGCAGCAGUCUCCUCCACCAUCCCCACCACCACCACCACCACCUCCACUUCCACCAUCACCACCACCACCCCUUAGUCCGUGAAGGCUACCACCAAGACCUUGGCUUGAUGAGGCCUAUAAGGGGAAUUCCCGUGUACCAGCAUCAACCUAAUUCCUUUCCUUUAGUCCCACAGCUCCAGCAGCAAACCUUGUGCGACUCCUCCUCCACUGCUGCUAAUUUCACUCACUUUGCGCCGCAAGGCGCGUCGCGGUCGAGGUACCUGUCGUCGAGGUUCCCCGUGAAGCGGAGCAUGAGAGCGCCGAGGAUGCGGUGGACAACCACACUCCAUGCCCGCUUCGUCCAUGCCGUCGAGCUGUUGGGAGGACAUGAGAGAGCCACACCCAAGUCAGUUCUUGAGCUCAUGGAUGUUAAAGAUCUUACCUUGGCUCAUGUGAAAUCUCACUUGCAGAUGUAUCGGACCGUGAAGAAUACUGAUAAACCAGCAGUUUCUUCAGGCCAAUCUGAUGGGUUUGAGAAUGGGUCAACUGGAGAAAUUUCUGAUGACAAUUUGCUCGAUCUCCACAAGCGCCGUGACGCAGAGCCGUCAGGUCAGCAUGGAAGGUCAGCUAUGCACCAUGGAAACAAUUUCAGUGGUCUAUGGAGCAAUCCUUCAAGCAGGGGAGGCUGGUAUAAUGGCAUACCAAGUGAUUCAACCACAGGGAGCAUGCAUUCCUUCAAGAUGACUGACCACUGCGUUAAGUUCGACAUAAUGACCAUCGUCCGAGGAGGACAUGCAAUCCAAAAGGAUUGAAAUUUUAUCAGAUGUCAACUCAUCAUGUCUCUCGGAGACAUCGAGCCCCAACAAGCCCAAUCUUGAGUUCACGUUGGGAAGAUCGCACUGAUUUAAAGUGCUCCCUCAAAACAAGAUUCUAUCAGCUGCUACAAGUAUCCUAUGCCAAUAUAAGCAUCAGAAAAAGAAGGGGAGAGAGAGAAAGAGAGAGAGAGAGAGAGAGAGAGAGGAAGAGACCAUCGAGACAAAAGGAAAGCAAAAGGAGGGAGGAGGGGGGGGGGGGGGUAUGUGUAUGUGUGUGAAAGCAUAUCUUUGAUGCCAAAGCUGAGAAAGCCUAAGCCUGUGCUCUACAAAGUUAUGAAGUUCAAUUGGUUCAGAAUUCCAGAGAGAGAGAAGGGGGUUUUCUCUUUUUACUGUCAUAAAGCACAAAAGGCAGGUUUUAUUCAUUAUCAUGCAUGUGCACGUGCUUUGCUUUA